AUGUAUAUAACCUCCCUUGCUCCAUCUUCUGAUAUUCUUCUUCUUUUGAGAAAUUCUGAUCUUCUUCUUAAAUCUUAAUCACUACAAUCAUAUCAUAGUUUGUGUAAAUGGAUCAGCCCAGAUUUGUGAUUGAAGCAGCUGAGGCUGAGUCCAUGGCCCAAUCACUAGCCCUCCCCUCCGUCCGCCACCUCCUCCCGGCGCUUGUGCGUCCGGCCCAGGCCUUGGCCAGGCCGCCAAUCUCCAACUACCACGUCGCCGCCGUGGGAUUGGGCUCCGACGGCCGCGUCUUCGUCGGCGUCAACCUCGAGUUCCCCGGCCUCCCUCUUCACCACUCCGUCCACGCCGAGCAGUUCCUCGUUACCAGCCUCAAAGCCCACGGCUGUCCCCGCCUGCUCGCGCUCGCUGUCUCCGCCGCCCCCUGCGGCCACUGCCGCCAGUUCUUCCAAGAGCUUCGGAACUCCUCCGCCAUCCAAAUCCUCGUCACAUCCCAAAACAAACAAAUCUCUGAUGUCACUUUCAAACCCUUAUCCCAAUUCCUCCCCAACCAGUUCGGGCCCUAUGAUCUCCUCGACGACCAAACCCCCCUCCUUCUCGAGCCUCACCACAAUGCCUUGUCUUUAACUCCCAUCAUUUCCGAUGAUAAUCGAGAAAACCAUCAAAAUCUCAGCAAUUGCAAUGGGUUCUCCGAGAACGAUCACCAUAAUCUAUGCAAUGGGUUUAGCAACAAUUCAGCCCUUUUGAAGGCCGCAGCUAUGGAGGCUGCCAAUGAAUCACACGCGCCGUACACAAAUUGCCCUUCAGGGAUGGCAUUGAUGGACUGUGAAGGGAAAGUCUACAAGGGCUCUUAUGCUGAAUCGGCGGCAUAUAAUCCGACACUGGGCCCAUUUCAGGCGGCAUUGAUUGCCUUUGUGGCCGGAGGGGGAGGUGGAUAUGACCAGAUUGUGGCGGCGGCUCUGGUGGAAAAGGAAGAGGCAAAAGUGAAGCAAGAAGACACUGCCAGGCUGCUGUUGAAGGCUGUUUCCCCAAAGUGUGAACUCAAGGUGUUCCACUGCUCUUCUUCCACUGCAAAUUUCUGUAAAAAGGCUCCAAAUUGAUCAGCUCAAGAAUCUGGACAGGAGAUGAACAGAGAAAUGUACUGCAUAACGCAUAUGGCCGACAAGAGCUAGAUUGGGAUUAAGCGAUCAAUUAGAUUCUAUGAAUUGGAAUAGCAAUGGUGUUUUAAAUUAGAGUCAACACCUAAUUCAUGAAUAUAAAAUUCCCAGGGCCAUGCAUACUGGCUGUUGAACAAGGUAUGGGAGAAAAGAAGCAUGCUGUUAAUUUGUUGUUUAAUUAAGACCUCUGCCAUCUUCUGGAUGAACCAAAUUUAUAUUCAGAAUGAAUGGUACAUUUAUUGUGCA
This is a messenger RNA of Ipomoea nil (Japanese morning glory), 1397 nucleotides long. Its product is annotated as cytidine deaminase 1-like. The record is from RefSeq and is a predicted model, not a curated record. Gene Ontology annotation, cellular component: cytosol. The transcript has 2 exons. Bases 108 to 1094 code for a protein of 328 amino acids. Lineage: Eukaryota; Viridiplantae; Streptophyta; Magnoliopsida; Solanales; Convolvulaceae. Gene Ontology annotation, molecular function: cytidine deaminase activity; zinc ion binding.